Molecule: messenger RNA, 872 nt
Organism: Hyla sarda
Lineage: Eukaryota; Metazoa; Chordata; Amphibia; Anura; Hylidae
Product: DNA damage-regulated autophagy modulator protein 1-like
Exons: 2
Coding region: 70-795 (241 amino acids)
Source: RefSeq, a predicted model, not a curated record
GUCUGUAAUUGUUCCUGUGCGAUUAGUGAGAAUAGUGAGAUUAGCGUCUUCUUCUUCUACUUGUCUGAAAUGGAGCUAAAAGGACUGGGGUUCGUCCCCCUCCUGUUGGCGUUUUGGUGUGCGGCCUGGCUUGCCACCAGCUACAUCGUGACGGUCGUCCUCGGCCAUGCAGCCUCGCCACUGAUGAGCAUCAGUGACGUGGGAAAUUUCUUUCCCGAAAGCAUAUUAUUUAGAAUUGGAUUCAUAGGGACGUCCAUUGGCACUUUGGUACUAACCUUUCUUAUUUAUAAGUAUAUGGUUAUGCAUACUGAAGAGUUCAGGGGUCAUCAGGUCCUGAUCCAGAGGAUCCUGCUGGCCAUUGUGUGGGCCUCCUGUUUUGCCACAGCUGUUAUGCAUGUAUUGUCCCCCGAAGAAUACCCCAGGAUACACUUUGUCAGCACGAUAAUUUCCAUUACAUGUGAAGCCUUAUACUACCUUGGGCAGUCCAUCCAGAUGUAUAGAUUACAAGGAGCAAAAAAAGUCAUCCACCAUAGUAGAUGCACCUGCUGUGGCCUGACUUUUGUCUGUGUAGUUUUCUAUUUUGGAUAUGAAACAUUAAAGGAAUUAUUCCAUAAUGAUGAAGACUGGGACGAGAUCCGUGAAAUCCCCAUCAUAAUCAUCGAGUGGGUGAUGCUUCUACUGAUCCUGAUAAACAUCGUGACCUAUUAUUCCACCAUGCAGAGGUUAUUGUUGACCGUCUCCAGAAACAGCUGCACACUCUCUCUUAGAGUAAAAAUUGAUGACUUCGGGGUGUAGACCACCACGGGGGCCAUCAAGUGGACUUCUGGGAGAAAUACUGCACAGGACACGGAAAACAUCUAAAGAAGAAUAAC